Molecule: messenger RNA, 5637 nt
Organism: Megalobrama amblycephala (Wuchang bream)
Lineage: Eukaryota; Metazoa; Chordata; Actinopteri; Cypriniformes; Xenocyprididae
Gene: arid3a
Product: AT rich interactive domain 3A (BRIGHT-like)
Exons: 9
Coding region: 538-2121 (527 amino acids)
Biological process (GO): regulation of transcription by RNA polymerase II
Cellular component (GO): nucleus
Molecular function (GO): DNA binding
Source: RefSeq, a predicted model, not a curated record
GUAGAUGUUUCCUAUAGAGUGGGGGAAGGCAGCCCCAUUGAUUCAGAGGUUUGGAAUUUGCAUCUGAUUGCUGUUUGUCAACCAAUGGUUUGACUCCCCGACCGCGGGCACCGCCUCAGAUUAGACGCACAUAUGAUGUUACUGCCAAAUUAACCUCUAUAUCGAAAUCAAAUGAGGAAGCGAGAGGUGAUUUAGAAAGAGUACAGUUCAUACGGUUUCUAUACGUUCUCGUAUGUUCGUGACUGUAAUUAAAUAUUGAAUAAGAGAGCGUCGCGAGCGUGUUGUUUUUACGGGCAAAUCAGGAAUGUUCCUUCCGCUUCCCAAGAAAAAAACUAAACGGAAGUUAAACUGGUAGGCCCCUGUUUGUAGGGGAUCAUCUUCCCCUUGGCUGUCUGCGGGUGUCUGCCAAGUAGAAAACCAACACUUCCUGUUUCUUGAAGUCUUCUGGAUCAAGUUUAUAAAAAGCAGUCCUGUUUGUUUUCGGUUUUGGGGGGAAGUGAAGGGGCCAGAAUCCCAGCUUGUCCUGUUUCCCAGGCAAUGAAGCUGCAGGCGGUGAUGGAGAACCUGCACAGGCAGCAGAGAGCCAAACUGCUGAUGGAGCAGGCGGGGCAAUCACACAGCCCCGCCCCAAUGGGGGAGGAGCUUAAAUCAAUCUCUGCCUCUGACACAGAGCAGGCACAGAUGGCGGCGCUAGCAGCAAUGCGCGCAGUAGCAGCUGGACUUCAGAGGGCCGACAGCCCCAUGUCUGAACGUAGCAGUGGAGGAGAUGAAGAUGAUGAAGAGGAUGAUGAAGAGGAAGGGGAGGAGCGAUACAAAGAUAUGAUGGGGUCUGAGGAGGAAGAGCAGAUAAAACAGAAAUGGGAUGAAGAUGACUUUGAGGGUGAGAUGGAGGAAGACUACGAUGACGAUCUAGGUGACGAAGGGCUGCCGUCGGGCCGCGAGGCCGUCGCCCCAGGCAGAGGCAUCCUCCUCUUACCCCACCGCCAUUUACACCCUCACUCCCAGCUGCUAAAGGCUCGGCCUGGUUCUGAAACAGAACCGCGAGCGUUGACCCACUCCGCUCAUUCAUCCCAUGGGCCGCUCCAUGGGCAGGACCACGCAGACUGGACCUAUGAAGAGCAGUUCAGACAGCUCUAUGAACUGGACAGUGACCCAAAGAGGAAGGAGUUCCUGGAUGAUCUGUUCAGCUUUAUGCAGAAGAGAGGGACGCCAGUGAACAGGAUUCCCAUCAUGGCCAAGCAGGUGCUAGACCUCUACAUGCUGUACCAACUGGUGACAGAGAAGGGGGGGCUGGUGGAGGUCAUAAAUAAAAAGUUGUGGAGGGAGAUCACGAAGGGCCUGAACUUGCCAACCUCCAUCACAAGCGCUGCAUUCACUCUCAGAACACAAUAUAUGAAGUAUCUAUAUCCUUAUGAAUGUGAUAAGAGGGGUCUCAGCAAUCCAAACGAGCUGCAAGCGGCCAUCGACAGUAACCGGCGAGAGGGACGCAGGCAAGGUUUUGGCAGCUCGCUCUUCACCUACUCACCCAAUGGAACACCCACCAUGCUCUCUUCUCCCAAACUCCCCAUGCAACCAAUGGGCAUCGCCCUGCCCAGCAACGGAGCCUCCGUCUUAUCCUUACAGAAAAUUAAAAAAGAGGAUGACGGGAUUCAGACCCGUCUGCCAGUGUCUCUGGCCACUCAGACAGUAGCUGCGGCCCAGGCUGCAGCUGCACAGGCCACGAUCGCACAGGUAGCUGCACUGGAGCAGCUGCGGGACAAGCUGGAGUCCGGCGAGCCCCCGGAGAAGAAGAUUGCACUACCACUGGAGGAACACCAGCGGCUACUGCAGAGAGCCCUGCAGCACAACCUGCUGGCCAUGACGGCACAGCUCCCCAUGAACAUUCGCAUCAACAAUCAAGAGAGCAGAUCAGACUCUGCCAUGAACCUGACUACCAAUGGCUUAAACAGCAUCAGCAUGUCUUUGGAGCUUAAUGGUGUCGUCUACACCGGUGUUCUCUUCGCCCAGGCCGCGGCACAGACCUCAUCGGGGGCAUCUAACAAAUCUUCCGCAGGCAACAGCGGGCCUCAAUCAGUUCUCCACACACCUACCUCAUCCUCCUCCAACAACCAAUCGCCAUAGCACCUCAGACUCUCUCCCUCAAAGCAAAACCAAAACCUCAGUUACUACAGAAGAUAUGCCAAAAAAAUAGUGCAGGAAUAACUGAACCGUUCUCAACUUGAAGUACACUAGCUCAGGUCUUUUAUUUACACUCUCCUUUGUUCAGGAGCCGAAAGAAAUCUAAAAUAACAACAGAGUUUAUUAUAAAGAUAAUGAUAUAUAUAUAAUGUAUAUGCAAAACCUGUGAAUAAUUUAUUUCUCUUUCUGUGAGCACACUGUCUGACGUUAACAAGGCAGUAGGAUUCUGCUUUUUAGGGUUUUAUAGUCUCUGACUGAUGAAAGCUUUUCAUCUAUAAGCAAAACCAUAACAAUAGUAGUAUUGUUAUAACGUGUGAUGCAAACAGCUUAAGGGUCUGAACUAAUAAUAUAUUAUUAUAGAUUUUAUUUUCUCUGUAUAUGUAUCUGCAGUGCCUUGUGAAGGUUUUUCCUCCGCACAGUUUGAAUGUGCUGUUGACAGGCGAGCGUCUAAACUUCAGCGCUAACACAAUACAAUACAAAUGAUGUGAAGGUUUUGUUUUUUUUUGACAAGUAUUCAACCAUUUGGUUUCCCAUCUCAGAGGUCAGAUGGUGUCAAUGAUCUUAAUAUCAGUCAUGCUAAGGAACUCAUAGGCAUGCAUUUGUAGAUGUAUAGACUUGCGUUCAUAAUGUUUUCAUUAUUUGUGUUUUUUUUUAUAUAUAUAUUUGCCUUUUCACGACUCCUGGCAAACUCUGCAGGCUACAUUCGCCACGAGCCUCGCAAAGGUGGCUGAGGUAUUUCAGGGACCGAACGACGUUACCUGGAACUGCCGCAGCCCACAAACUCUUUUGGCCCAUAGUUGCUCCAAAGUAGAAAGAGUUCAGAGGUUGUUUUACCUGUUUGUGUAGAAUUUUGUGUAGCUUUCACUCAGAUCAGUGGUUUGGAUGAAAAUAAUCACAGUUUGAUUCAAAGCAUGACAGUUUAAUAAUACGUUUGUUUUAAGAUUUGAACAAACGAUUCAUCUCGUGUUUGAUUACUACACUAACUGAAGAUUUAGUUUGUCACUUCAUCGGGUCUUUUAGCUUAAUGUAAUGCAGUUUUGAGUGUCAUUGAGGGGUCCAACGAUGUAGCUUUUGCUUCAUCAUGCAGGGCAGUUUCUGAUUAUGUAAUUUUAACAAAAAAAAAAAAAAAAAACGCGCAAAUCAGAGAAAAUUCUAAUUACAAUGGGAUAUUUUGCAAGUGUCUCGAGCAGAAUGAAAUAUUCUUUUCUAAAAGGAUUUGCUUUCCUUUGUUUAGAAAUAUUAGAUCACACCCUUCAAAGUUGUUUUCAAUCAUGUCAUCAAGGUCUUUUUCCUGUCCUCAUCAACAUGUAGCUGCAAUUUAUGAAUUAUGUCAAGCUCUUCUAGCAUUACACUGUAUGCAAGGUCAAAAAACUCACUUGGAGGGCAUCUAGGGGUAACGCUUUCUUUUGACUGACACAUAGUUGUCUAGCAACUACUGUCUUAGCUCAUGUGAAGGUGAAUAAUUUAUUUUGCAUUUCAAGUUAGUUGGGUGUUUGGAAAAUAGGGUUUCCAUAAGCUUAAAGCUUUAUUUAUAUCCAAAACAGAUUAUUUGGAGCAACUUGAAGUUAAAUGCCUUGAUCCUUUAUUUGGGAUCAAACUUGCGGCCUUUGCUUUCACAGCUGAUAUCCUUAACCGUCAAGCUACCACCUCCUCUUUUUUUUUUAUUUUAAUGCUCACUCUUGAACCCUUUAUUAUUCACAAGGACCAUAGCUGCUGUACAGGAAACAGUCUAGGAAAUGUUAUUGUUUCUUUCUGUAUUGUACAACUGUACAUAUAUAUUUUUCUAUUUAUAUCAGGACAACUCAUUAUCAUAACACACUUUAAAGUCAUUACUGCCAAAUCUCUACCUCAAAGACUCAUUCAUCAGCUCAGAAUCGUUUGCAAGCCUUCCCAGUUUGUCACUAUUCACAUGGAUUUACCUGCUGUGAAGUAGAACAGGGCAUACAUAACCCUUUGUAUUCAACUGAAUAUAUUAGCCAUGAUAUCUGAUUCUUACUCGUAAUUGUAAAAACGCCACACUGGGAUCAUGGCAUUUUUCUUCUAUGCUUAUCUAAAAGAGAACCGUUUCGUCUGCCAUCCUGAGUUUUAGAAUCAAAUUCUCAACUUUAAGUGAUCAUGUAACAGUAGUUCUUUAUUGUAAUGGCCUUUACCCGGUUUUCCGAUCAGAGAUGCUGGGUUUUUUUCCCUUAGGAAACUAUACUGUUACUACACAGAGUAAGACAGAUACACAUAACACCCGCUUAAAGCAGUUGGUAUCCAUAAGAGGGGUGUCAGAUCUGUUUUCACUUUGAUGUAUGCCUUAAAAUAUGCAGAUUUCAUAAAGUAAAUAUAGCAUGCCAAUGUAGUCAACUUUAUUGCAAGGACAACCAAAAUUGCUGUACAAUAAAACUUCGCUAUUAUUGCAGGAGGCCUUAUUGAUAUUUCUUUGUUAGCUUUUCUCUCUUCACAACUUAAUGUUACACUAAAAAUCAAGAAAUUCACGUGUCCAGUACAUAGACAGCUGUGAAAUUUAGGUUUUACAUUAUAAUAAGGCAUUUGUCGUCUUCUCAGGAAAUACAAUUCUACCUCUAGUUUUACAGAUAUGUUCAUCUUAGUGCUGUGGUCGCAGUGCAUGUACCAUUUAUUUUACCCUUUUAUAAUGGUAAUGGUAAAUGUUCCCUUGGCACACUGACUCAAGGAUUUUUAUUAAUUGCAAGUAUAUGUAUUUUUUUUUUUUUUUUAUCUCUAUAUCCCUUUCUUAUGUGAGUGCUUUUGAGUUUUGGCUUGCUUAGUUUGAAUCUGAAAUUGCUCCUCGGAGAGACCAGCUUUUGGUUACGGUGCUGAACACACCACUGAUGCACCAGUCUGUGUAUUUCCACUUGUGCGUUUUUAAAACGUUUGAAUUGCGUGUCGACCUCUUGACUGCUUCUAUUAGGGGUGAAGGACAGAGACAAUCCUAACCCAUUUAAUCUAUCUAUUGAUAUGUAACUGGGGGAAAGGGGAACCAAAGAAUGUCACAUAAGUGCUGUUAUGGCCGGAAUAUUAUAGAUUCAAAAUACUCUAUAAUCUAGGAAAUAAUCACACAACAACUGUACCUCUCUCAGUCUGAAUACUGAAAACCCAGAUAAUGACAAAAAAAGACCUCAACACAUAUUCAAAACAAAAUGCAGUUAACAGAUGAAAUUGAAUUUUUCUUUUUUAACUGAAGUUAUUUGCCUUUUUUUAUAUAUGUUGUAAUGUAAUGGUAAUUCUGGCGCUUCAGUUCGGGUGUGUCUAUUUUUUGUUGUUCAGUACGUUAUUGCCCUGUUUAAAAGAGAAAGUUCAUGUUGAUGAGUUUUGUUGUUUCAGAGUUUGCGAAAUGUACUCUCAACGUUUACAUUUUAUAAUUGUCAAGCAUCAGAUUUUUCAAUGUUUGAUUUUUCAAAAUUGAGAUCUUCAGCUGUUAACAUAGACGUUGAAUACAAUAAAAUGUAAUUCUGA